AUGUAUGACGGGGAAUCACCUAAGGUAAAGAAGGAAAUCAAUGAGUAUAUUCAGGCUGCAAAAGAAGAGGACAGUGCCGACGCCAAACCCACAAACAAGACUCAAUCUGAUGCACAGUUGUCUCCAAGUGAGCACCAACAACUUAUAGAUCUUCUUGCACCGGUAUUGAAGCAUGUUCUAGUGGGUCUGUCAGAGAAAACCAGUUGGUAUUUUACUGUUAUUGCCGGUGGCCCUUCUCCCGAGGAAGGUGGUGAGAUCCAUACAAUCUGCUACCAUCAUGGCAAGACUGAGAUGGGUCACAAUUUCGGGAACACUAUGCCCAACUUUGUUACGAGAGUCAUGAAGCCCUACGUUGAGUUUCUACAAGUCGCUUUCCAUGAGUAA
Messenger RNA from Postia placenta MAD-698-R-SB12, 384 nucleotides. RefSeq lists its product as hypothetical. The record is from RefSeq and is a predicted model, not a curated record. NCBI's taxonomy places the organism in Eukaryota, Fungi, Basidiomycota, Agaricomycetes, Polyporales, Adustoporiaceae. The transcript has 3 exons. The coding region runs from base 1 to 384 and encodes 127 amino acids.